AUGAAUCAAAAUAAUAAAGUUUUAUUGGUGUCACGUCGAGAAGACCACGAAUAUCUGCUCAAAUUUCUUUUGGUCGGAGACUCCGAUGUAGGGAAAAAUGAAAUUACUGAUUCACUUCAAGCUAUUCCUGCCUCUACUUCAUCAGCGUCUUUUAUGUCUCCGAGCGCAUCAAAAACGACAACUAUUCUUCUUGAGGGUCGACGAGUUCGCAUACAACUUUGGGAUACAUCUGGACAAGGUCGAUUUGCAACAAUAUUCCGUUCAUUUUCAAGAGGUGCGCAAGGAGUGUUGUUAGUUUAUGACAUAACGAAUCGAUGGUCUUUUGAAGGCAUUAGGAGAUGGUUAGCAGAAAUUGAUGAACAUGCGCCAGGGAUACCCAAGAUACUCAUUGGGAAUCGGUUACAUCUUGAAUUUAACAGAGCUGUUUCACGCUCGGAAGCGGAAACCUUUGCUCGGAAAAGAAAAAUACAAUAUUUUGAGGUUUCACCGUUAGCGUAUUUUAAUGUUUACGAAAGUUUGACUGAACUGGCACGGGUCGUUAUAUCGAGGAAUGGUCUACGGCAGCUGUGGAAGUUUAGAGAAGUUCCAUUAUUACAAGACUUAUGUUGCCGGGCCAUUGUUCAAACAGUUGAAAAUAUUCAUGCCAUCGAACGAUUGCCGAUACCAUCCUUUCUGAAAACGAAGAUUCGUUCUUUUGCGCAAGGUGCAGAAAUAUGUACUGCAACUCUUCUUCGCAGAGAACUAAUUCAGAAGCCAAAGAAUAAAAUACUUUUGCGACUCUUGGAAUCUGUAGUUAGGCCCUAUCAUUUUCGUCUCCGGCGCAACAAUUGUUCGUUAAUGUGA
Enterobius vermicularis (human pinworm) is the source of this 843-nucleotide messenger RNA. Lineage: Eukaryota; Metazoa; Nematoda; Chromadorea; Rhabditida; Oxyuridae. The record is from the annotation of a GenBank genome assembly.